ACCAAAAUGCCAAACGACAAAAUAAAAUAUUACGAAGACUUGCUUUUCGAUUAUGAAACAUCGUACAGAACUCAAUACCGUGGUGGUGACAUACAACCACUCGUUAAGACGGUGUAUAAAGCAAAACCGAAGUGCUACAGAACUAGGCCUGCGCCUCUGAGAGAUAUACACACGCUGGUCGAUUGGAAGGACUCCCGAAUUCCGCCUUUCAACUUGUUUCAUAAGCCAAAGGAUAUUGUUCGUAUUAAUCCGUGGGAUGUCCAGCAGCCUUAUGAGAAUCCAGAUAUGGAGGCUUCAAGGGAGAAGGUGCAAAAAACGCGGCCGCGGCUUGUGAUGACGCCGGCGGUGAGUAUGGACGACAUCGAUGAGCCGGCCACGCGGCGGAUCCUUUGCGGCGAGACGUACUGCAGCGCCGCGAGCCGAGCCAUGCGCGAGACGGCGGCCUUGCGGCCUGCGCGUGCCAAUGUGAAGGCGCCUUUACCAGGACUGCCGGCGCCUGCAAACCCAAUCACCCUACCCAAGCUACAGCCACCGUUCGUGUCGCCGGAGUGGCGCAUGGAGACGGCCUCGUGGGACGCUAGGCAGCUACGGGCCCAUUGCGACCACACCAAGUCGUUCUGGCUUGGACAAGCACCGAUGAGGUGCCAAAUGUGUGACGAAACGGCUAUAGUUCAAGCGCAUAGGAAAAUGCUACGCGAUUUGAAAUAUUCCGGCCGUUAAAGCUAAACCAUCUUGAGGUGGCCGACGGGUUCUUCAUACAAAAGUUAUCGGCAAAUCAUUUGACUAUAUAAAUUGAAGUCAUUGUCUUAAAUUAUGUUAGAUAUUUUCUGUACUUUU
This is a messenger RNA of Pararge aegeria (speckled wood butterfly), 837 nucleotides long. RefSeq lists its product as uncharacterized. The record is from RefSeq and is a predicted model, not a curated record. Lineage: Eukaryota; Metazoa; Arthropoda; Insecta; Lepidoptera; Nymphalidae. Bases 7 to 720 code for a protein of 237 amino acids. The transcript is spliced from 4 exons.